Callorhinchus milii (elephant shark) is the source of this 2050-nucleotide messenger RNA. RefSeq lists its product as uncharacterized. The record is from RefSeq and is a predicted model, not a curated record. The coding region runs from base 175 to 1503 and encodes 442 amino acids. The transcript has 11 exons. Gene Ontology annotation, cellular component: nuclear envelope; meiotic nuclear membrane microtubule tethering complex. NCBI's taxonomy places the organism in Eukaryota, Metazoa, Chordata, Chondrichthyes, Chimaeriformes, Callorhinchidae.
CCCCGGCGUGUGACCCGGCGCCCGAUCACGUCAUCGCAACGUCUCAAAGCGCUUCACGGGAGCCCCUGUAAAAGCGUAGUGACUGUGUGUCUUGUGGGGUGUGCGCGGCAUGUUGCGGGCACGCGUGACGCUGUUUUCUCCCCCCGUUGUGUGACGGGGCACAGAGUCGAGCAGAUGCGGGACCUCUGGCAGAAGGUUCUCGAUGAUUCCAUGAGCUUCGAUGACUCACUGAGACGGACAGAGACGACAGACGCGUUCACCCCCUUCUCCCCCUCCGUCCCUCACACUGAGGCCAAGCAGCGGCUCCAGAGGCUGGAGGUGUUUGCGGGGGGACUGAGGGAGAAGGCCGAGCAGUUGGAGGCCAUAAACACCCGGUGCCGACAUUUUGCCCGGAUUCACGGCCCCACUCUCUCCCUCCGGCUCCAACGCGUGGUCCGUGAGCUCAACCAACGCUGGGAUCGCCUGCAAAGACGCGUAACCCUCACCCACACCCAACUGAAGGCUGCCGUGACCCAGAGAGAGGAGUUUGAGAGCGAGCGAGACUCCAUCUGGAGGUCUCUCACUGAGUUGGACUUGCGGUUGACUGACCUGGAACAUUUCUCCGCCAAAAAUGCGGCCGAAAAGAUGUGUCAACUACAGGAGUUCCAGGGGGAGGUGGCACAGCAGACCGAGCGGGUGGACGGGCUGUUGGCGAGGGCGGACCGGCUCCUGGUGGGCAGCGAGGAAUCGGACGGGCACGCGAUUCGGGGCGCGAUCCAGGACCUCCUCGCGUUCCGUCAGGAGGUGUUCAGCCGCCUCAACCUCUUCCACAGACGUCUGGUCGGCCUGAGGCCGGUGUUUGAUGACGGGUGGGAAUCCACGGAGCGCGAUGUGGACACGGAGUUGGAGACCCUGUUGGGCGGUUUUCCGGGCUGCCGGGGAGGAGGGGGGCCGGGGAAUCCCGGGGGGGGGCAGGGAAUCUCCCGCUCGGGGUACGAGACCCCCGCCAGCGUGGACUCGCUGGGCUUGGAGUGGGACCCCUCUGUGGACAUCGGAGAGACCACCGACCGAGGGCAGGGGGACAGCGAUGAAUUGUCAGACACCUCCGGAAUCCCGGACACAGAGGAAACGUUCCGGGAACUCAACGUCAGGAAUCGCUUCUCCAGUGCAGAGCCCAGCGGACAGGUAGAUGUGGGCUGUCAGUGUGAGCCUGAACCUGACGUGACCGAUGGCCGGUCCGGUGUGUGUGACAUCCCCACGGCUUGGCCUUGGACCCUGGAACCACCAGGGGUGAAGCCGAGCCACAGGUCCCUCUGUGCCGGGGGGAGGCUGUGGGGAAGCUGUGGGGGUCGGGAGUUGGUGGUCGGAGGGACGAGGCCACAGCAGGACUUGCGGGAUCCGGAUCUGCUCCGGGUGUCAGCGGCCAAACCGGACCCCCCCCUGAGGGUCCUGGAGGGGCUGCGACGAUCUCUCGGGCUGUACCCGCCUCGCUUUCUCCUCCUGGGGAGGGGGACGGAGGGAUGAGUUGGGGCCUCAGGGACCCCUGGGGGUCACCGCGGAGGCCAGGCGGCCCGUGGGAGGGGCCGUGCCAGCAACCGGGGGUCCCGGACUUCAAGUCCCAAGCGAAAAGGGAACUGCGGCUGAAAGGGUUCCCGACCCCUGACGUCGGCCUCGGGGUGGAGAGCGGGCUGCCCCCCUGUGCUGUGUCUGAGGGGCGGGGGCGAGGGGGGCUGUGCCGAGCCCUGGUGCCCCUCCCCCUGUUGUUGCUGUUGUCGCUGUUGUUGCUGUUGACCCUGUGGCUGUUGCUCCCCCCCCUCCUGCGCGAGAGCUGCUCCCCCCACAGUAACUUCAUGCGGUCCCGCCUGGGGCUGACCUACGUCAACGGCCCCCCCCCCACGUAGCCAGAGGGGAGGGGCCUCCCGGGCAGGGCGGGGCCAACAACCCAGCGGGGGGGGCGGGGCUCCUCACACACCCCGCCUCCAGCGCACAGCUGGCGAGGCGGGGCCGAGCUCCGUCAUCACGUGAGCGAGCGAGUGUGAGUCAGUGAGCGAGUGAGGGUGUGAGCGAGUGU